AAAUAAUAUAUACAUUGUAAUGAGUAUUGUUCGUGCAUUCAACUGAUUAUGCAUUACUUCCGGCAGAAGACAUUAGUCAGUAGUUUGCGGAACGCCUCAGCGCGUAGAUUUGUUCUCUCGAAAAAUACCGAGUGAUAAAACGUUUAAAAAAGUAGUGUAAAAUGACGAAAUAUAGUUCGUGAUAUGAAAAUACAGUAGCUAAAUGUCACGCUAUAUUGUUUGAACGAAGUUAAAAAUCUGUCCGUCACGGUUGUCAGAGAUACGAAUGUUGCGCACAGUGGUCCGGACUGACAGCUGGAAGAACGCGAAACAGCAGUGGCAGAACAUAGUUGACAGGAUAGGCAGACAAAGACAGAGCAGCGGGGGAGGGGGUAGGAGAACAAGAGGCGGUAUGACACGACCUCCUAAUAAUGACAACCUUAUGACCUUCAAGUUGGUCGUAGUUGGAGAUGGAGGAGUUGGAAAGAGCGCGCUUACCAUACAGUUCUUUCAAAAAUUAUUCGUUACCGAUUAUGAUCCUACCAUCGAAGACAGUUACAUUCAGCAUACAGAGGUAGACAAGCAAUGGUGCAUUUUGGAUGACGUGGCGGCCUCGGUGGAGGUCCACUUCGAGAACAAGGACGGCGGAUUCUUCUUGAAACAUACACCGAGGCAAUAUUAUCCUGUCAGAGGAGAUUCGGUUCCGGCGAUAUCUCCGUCGACGGGAACGUCGUCGAGCGGCAACGCUGGAAUCCCAUCGGCCCCGGCCGGUUCGGUCCUCUCGAUAGACAAGUUUACGGUCUUUCGCUACAUAGUUCCGGAUCCGUUGGACGCGUUACCGGGACCGGAAACCAGACGAAACCUAACGGCUGCGACGAUCCUGGACGCGCAAGAGUUGGGCGCUCGUCACCUGGACAUGUCCGCUCAUCUGGUGGGAAACAGCAUACCGCGUGACUCGCCGGUGCUAAGAGUACUCUUUCACGCCGGAAGCGAGGCGGGCGGAAGGCGUCAGUUUUCCGGUCGGGUCAAGGUCGCCAAGAGCCUGCCAAGGCUCGUACAGGUCGCGUACUCGGUACUGGAGCCUCGAACAGAGGAGACUGGCUCCGUGGACAGCGGGGCCGGCUUCUGCAGACCCAGAGUACAAAUACAGCCGGUCACGCCGCUCGGACAAAUACCUUUGGCUCCGAAUCGAGCCGAUUACAAGGAACUCAAGGCGGACGACUCGCUGACUUUGCUGGUGCCGCAUGGACCCCUCUAUCCGAGGUCUAGAUUACACGUUCCCGCGUUCCUGCAUCCGUCCAAGGCUACCGAUCCGAGACAGGACAGGCCGCCCCUCAUUAUCGGCGUUUACUUGAGAGCCAGAGUGAAAUCCGGGAUAAAGAUCCUAGACGCGUCGCCGAGCAAUCCGGACUGGAUCGUCGAUAGCGAGAUCAACGCGAAGAACACGGUCGCAACGUUCACCGCGAGACGAAAGGAGGACGCUUCGCGAGUACCAAGCGCGUCUGCCGAGGAGAUUUUGACGAUGCUUUUGGAAGCGAGCGAAGAAGGAGUGGAAGGAAAUUGGGACGGAGGUCGUAUCGUGUGGAGCGUGCGUUACGCUUACGAGGGUGAAGACGACAACGACUCUCAGCUGAAUGGGAUGGAUCAGCUGCAGCAGAGGUUGCAGCAGCGGCAGAUGCAACAUCAUCAUCAUCAUCAUGCAGAGAGGCGGAAGCUUCAAGCGCGUCUCGAGAUACAGAAAGACGACAUUCAAGCGGUACUGCCUAUUUCCAAGAACUGGGAGGUGAUGAACACCGCCGUGUUGACGGGACGCCAAGUGUCCCAAGGGAUGAAGGUCUUUAUCGUGAGCCAAGCCGGAACCGUGGCCGACGUUACCCUACAAUCCUCUUGUCACUCCGAGGACGAGAGUGUGCUCAAGGUAUCGUCCUCUUGCAGCAGCGUGUACGUUGACGGCACAGAAAUCCGAGGUUCCAGCAACGCGUCGGUGUUCGUCAAGUACGGAACGUACACGGGCCUAGCCAGGUUCACUGUCUGGAUGCCCGAGUUUCCUCUGGAAGUGACGGUCGGCGACACCAGACUGAGUCAGAUCAAAGGUUGGAAGGUCCCCGAAGAACACGCGGCCGGUGCGAAAAGCAAACGUAGUUUGAACGCGACCAACUCUCGAGUCGAUCAAUCCCCGACGAAAACGAAAAAGAGAAGCGCAACCGAAUUGGAGGAUUCACUGGAGGACACUUCGAUGGACGUCGAGGAUGCGGACGUGAUCCUCGAGGAGGACGAACAAGAGGAAAGAUUUCGAGGGAACGAGCACGGCUGGGACACGAUCAAUUCGAUCGACAGAGGAUCUUCGACCAACUGUAGACUCCGAUUUCAGCAAAGUCCGGUCGAGGUCCACGCGAGGUUCCUCGCUACCGAUCACGACUCCGGAAGAGUCUCUUAUUUCGUGAAUCGCCGCACAUGGUUACGCGUGACCGAUUUGGUGAUGGGUAUGCUUCGAGUCUCGGAUCCUAGAAUAGCGACUCUUUUGCAAGGAAGGAUCGUUCAAGGACGCGGAGUGGGCAGAACGGAAGUGCAGGUACUUUCGCCGAUUACCGGGCGAGUAAUCGGCGCGAAGGAAGUACGAGUGGGCAACGAUCGUGUAGCGGUUACUCGACUGUUUGUCAAAGUCGUGUCCGGUCUGCAGCUCACCAUCAGUCCGGAUACCGCUAUCGAAAAUGGAUACGUGGCGGAGACCUCGGUCACGAGGAGACUUACUGCUCAGUAUCAGGAGGGUCUGCUGGACGUGGACGUGGAGUUUUCGGAUGGAACCAAGACGCCGUUGAGAGAGAUCGCUGUCAGCGAUUAUUACUUGUUGGUGGAGAGUCUAGACCCCGAAGUAGUGGCGUUCGCUCCGAUGGUUGCCUCCCAUCAUCCCCGAGUGAUCGCGGUCGGCGAGGGACGGGGUGAUUUGUUACGAGUCAGUCUUCAGCUGGCGCAUACCUGUCGUUCAACCGGCAGGAGGUCUGGAAAAGCUUCUCAAAGGACCACCGCAGCUACCCUCGCAACAGCUUCGGUCAACGUCGAAGUGGAUUUUGCCUCGAGCGAUCUUCCUAAUCGACCAGAAUUCGUGCAGAACGACGGAGGAGGAACCGUCGGUUCUCAUCAUCACAGGGAGAGGAAAACCAGCAGGGGAGAAAUGGCGCCUGAUCUUCACGACAUUUUGAUCGGAGGCAUGGGUGGCGUUGGAAUACGGCAUCACGGGGGCGCACGGAUGAGUCCACUCGAGAUCGGAAUGUACGUUCUGCUGGCGGCCUUCUGUUUCGCUAUCGUCGUUUUCGUCGUUUCCUGCGUGGUCUACGCGAGCAAAUUCAAGCCUCAGCCGCCCGAUUCGCCGUUAGGCGGGUCCGCGCUUCCGGUUCUUUCUGGAGCAGCGAGGGCCAGAGCAGCGGCCAACCAGCUGGCAUCGGGAAGAAGGCCUCCUAGGGAAUCUACCACGAACGCUCACGAUUGGGUUUGGCUGGGACGCGCCACGCUCGAGAGGGCUGCUUGCGGACCCCAACAGGUACGAGUAACCAGUAAUCCUCUUGCCGGUGAAAACGAAGGGGACUCGAGCGAAAUAGCGACUUCCUUCGACAAUCCGAAUCACAUCGAACUACCGUCCGCGGGCCAACGAAACAACGGAUCCGGAAGCAACGGUCCGAUAGACACGACGACCUACAGCAAGAGGGACAAGUUUCAGCGAAACAGUUUCGCUUCUAAGGCCGCGACGAAGCCAUCGACCGUGGUAACCGCGACCACGGUGACCACACCCGCGUCCAUGGCAACGUCCACCGUAACAACCACGCGAAACGACAACGACGACAUUCCGCCGCCUCUACCCCCGCACGGAGUACCCGUGACGAGCUCGGCAAUGGCCUCUUCCGCGAUCCCGGUCGUUCCUCUGGUCGGCGCGAUCGCCGGCAACAACAACAACAACAAUAGCAACGAAGACUAUAAACCACCGGUACCGCCGCACAGGAAUACGGGAGUGAUAGUACGGGUACCGGAAACCCCGAGGAAACACCGUCACAGGGCGUCGAGCGGUAGCGCGGGCAGCGGCCACCAAGGGAACAACCAGCGGCACAGCAAACAACAGAUGCAGCAUAUCAAGCCACACGGUAAAGCUAGAGUAGGUAGUCCGAAAGAGAACGGCGCGGAGGAGGAGGAAGAGUUCGUGGAGCUAGCGAAUCACGAUGACAACAGGCAUCCGAAAGACGCGAGAAGCAGAGAGGUGAAGAGGGCGACGAUCGUCGGUAAUCCAAUGUUCUCGUCGUUCUCAACGUCCGCAGUCGCCUCUUCGAUGAACGUGUCCAGUCCUACCGUGGCUUCUUCGUCCUCUUCGCCACCUAACUCGUCGCCGUCCUCCUCUUCCUCUUCCUCCUCGUCCUCGUCCUCUUCGUCCUCGUCCGCGUCCUCGUCUCACGAACAAGAAGAAUCGGUGGCGCUGGACGACCUCAAUCUGGGCAUGGACUACAACCAGAUCAUGCAGUACUUCGACAACCUGAAAGAGUCGAACGCCUAGGUAAUGGCGUUCGGCCUUCGAGAAGGCCGAGUAGUCAACGUCGAUGCGAAACCCCGGAAUCCUCGUUGAAAAGGCGAAGAGGACGCGGCAGCAGCCUGGUCCUCGUUCUCCGCUUCCUUUCUCGCUGGUAGCACGUUCGCGAUGGAGAACGAUCGAAGGCCGGCCGCUUUCCGGAUAUUUCGUAUUCUAGGCUAUAAUCUAGUCAGCUUCCUAGCAGCACAUCAAGAGUAUCGCGCAAACGCAUCGACACGUAAACACGCGCUGAAAGAGAGAGAUGCGCGCGUACAUGGUACGUAAAUAAAUUCAUGUAUGUACACGCGUGUACAACGACGAGCGUGUGCGCACCACACACGACACCACAGCGUAUACACACACGCAGAGGCUUUAAAAGAUGCGAUCGUCGGUUGCCGGCGGGGUAGGUAGAUCGCGCCACUCCGAUUCGACCAGCUUUCUUCUCUUUUCCCGGCGAUCGAUCGACCGCCGAUCCUCGCUUCCGCCUCCGUGCACUAUCGAUCUCUCGCUCAAUCCCUUUCCUCGCGGCGAUCGAACGCGUACCUUUCGUUCCCGCCACGGCGACAGGGCCAUUCACUAAAAGAAAAAAAAAGUGGUCGUACGAAACCGACUCUUUUGUUUCGAAAUCGAUCUCGACUUCGAUAAAGCCACGGCUCUUAGCUUUAUUCGUUUUUCAAUGCUUUCCGUUGUUCAUUCACCAUCUAUCUGAUAGCAGAAGAAGCUUCGCGAUUUUCUUUUAGCGGUUCUUACGUAAUUAUUAUUUCUUUUUUUAUCGAACAAUCGUUAGCCUAGUCUUCCUAGCCUAGUUAAAACCAAAACGAAAUCGAUGUCGCGACUCAACGAUGUCGGAUGGCCAUUCACUUUAAGCGAUCUGCGUCGGAGGAAACGUAAUAUUUAUUCGAUCGUCCGUACGUCGUAAUGUUUGUAAAUUUUGCUUUGUAAGACUGUGUACAUAUAUACAUUACGUAAUUAUAUAUAUAUAAAUAUAUAAGCGACCUAGCGCAUGUUAACGAUGGACUGUAAUGGAUUUAAACGGUUGCACUUUUAUGACAGCCCGUACAGCUGAGCGGAAACGCGAACCGGGACCGCUACCGCGUUUCUAUCUCGCAGCAUUCUCCUCUAAGCUUUCCGACCACGUUCCAAGUAAUUUUAUACGAAUUCAAAGUCAUUCCAUACAUUUAAUUUUCUUCGUUGUACGACAUGCAUACAUGUCGUUGAAGAUCGAUUCGUGACCUACACAAAGAGAUCGAAGACUAAUUCUUCGAUUUAUCGCUUUUAUUUUUUGCGUUUCGGAUCGCUAACGUAACCUCGACAGAAUUAAAAAAUCUCUAGAUCUAAUUGUUAUCUAAAGUACUAGUUAUCGGCAUGAUCGAUCGACGCGUCACGUCGCUGAUAAUCGAAAAACAAAGCGAAAACGAUAAUAACACAAAUAAAGACUAUUAACGGGAAAUUAUUAACCGACUCUCGAAUCAUUAAUUGAGAAACGCUAAUCUAGAGUGCUCCGCAGCGGUCCUGAGCGCUGUUCCGCUAUCGCUUUUUAUUACCAUUCAUUCCUCGAACGAAUUUCGCAAUUAUUCGCGUACGCGUUCUCGAUCCGAGUCGCGCGUCGCCAUCGUAUGACACGUGUUUUCUUCGCGUGAACGUAAAGCGCAAUCGCAUGUGUGCCAUCGUUAGUGUUACAUCGCAUAAACCACUGACUCAUCAGAGAGAACGAGUGAAUGCGAGUGUGAAAGGCUGAAUGAAAGUAACAGACAUGCAAAAUACACGCACACCUUACAGCCAGCGUUCUUCCGCACCAGUUUUAAUUUCCUGUUGCGAAUCCAAUCGCGAGCUUCGUUAUUCCCCGCGAUUAGUACGUAAACGAUUACCGAAGCACGAGAUUUAUCGAUUUAGCGACGCAGGUCAACUCCGAUUCGAACAGGUAUGAUAUUUUAUGCUGAAGACUGAUGCGACGAAUAGAACAUUCUUGUACUUUUCCGUAAUACGUUCGAGUCAUCGAUGUUUUAUAAUAAGACGACACUCAAAAGUGUAAAUUUCUUUUCUAGUUCUUGUACAUACGUAGGCUACGAAAUUUUACUUUUUUAUACCUGUCCCUAUUAUUUUAUUUCCAUAACGACGAGUUACCUGUGCGUUAAAAGCUGAUUCGAAAUAAGCGAGCGACGUACUCCGAAAAGAUUAGCCAGCAGGUGUGCCAUGAACAAAACGAUCCGAUCUGUACGAAAUCAAGAAUCCCUGAACAGCUCACCCUAUCUUAUAUAGGCGUCUAAGGACUACGUGUCUAAGUAUGUAUGUAUCUGUUAGUUGUGUGUUAGCACAUCCAAGCGUGGUAUAUAGUGAUAUAACGGCGACGAACACGGUGAAAAAGAGAACGGACAUCCUGAUCAACGCCCAGAGAUCGUCGAUGCCACCCAUGCACGUUAACCCUUCGCGACUUAACGUCGACGCUGUCAGAGUUAUUUUCUUUCGAUUCGGUAAAUUGUAUACGGACACCCGAAACAACGCGUCGCUUCGUUUCGCCAAUUUCGUACGUUCGAGAGACGUUUCGCGGUCGAUGUCGAAGGGUUAAAAAGUGAUGGAGAAAAAUGCAAGAUACCCCGCCGAGAAUCUAGUCUUAUAGCUUAAUCAACGCAUCAUUAUUAAUACUAAAAAACGCGAAGCGCGAUCUACGUUGCCUUUCGCCCGACUAGUGCACGUAUCCCCGAAAACGAUCUAACGGGGAGGAAGUACCGUCGUUUCGCGAUUCCGUGUGUCACCUGUACUUUCCAUUUGUUCGCGGAGGCAUCUCAUUGUCAGCGAGACGACGGAACCGUGAACGAAUCAAUCAUAUCGAGUACAGUGAGUGAGAUACGCGCUAAUUACUCCUAAUCUAAUCGUACCGCCGAAGGAACCUCGUCCUUCGACGAAUUCUGGGACGAGGAGUCCAGUGCAGAGCCGGACAAAAAUAGUAUUUACUAUUUAGAAAAUAGUGGAGAGAGAGAGAAAGAGAGAGCUUGCGUUGAAUGUUCGCUUGUUUGCAACUGAUACCGAUGUUUACGAAAAAAAUAAGAGAAUUCGCGAGACCGCACCGAGUCGCCUCUGUUACAAUAUCAACGUACAAACGAUCUAACAGUUACUAUUUUUUACUUAGAAUACUAUUUCCUCCAGCUCUGGCCGACGGCCGCAAUUGUAUAUACACAGACACACACAGACACACGCGCGAGCGCGCGCGCAUACACACACACGUACAGACACGCGAAUUUCCUUGUUUCUUGUUCGAAACUCACACGGUUCCGAAAAGGAACCCCGACGCGGUGUGUUGCGCUUCGAAAAGUGCUUAUCGUACUUGUAUCCGUUCGCUCGAUCAUUCCUCUCUGGCCACGACGCUACAAGCUACUAUUAUCAAUUACUAGCGCUAUUAAAACUAUUACUAGUUUUCCUGUUCGCGUUCGAUCGCUACUGCUACGAUACGAUACGAUACGAUCGAACGGAGGAACCAGUCCAGAGAGCACGAUGCAACGCCGAAUUUUAUAUACAAAGUCGAAGAGAGUUUUGUUUAAAGCGAUAACAUAUCCGUUGGUCCCCAUGGACUGAAGUGUCUGAAAGAUGCUUCGAAAUCGAAACUGCCGGUCUCUCUUUUCCCCUUUUUUUAUUUUUGAUAAGUUCCCACCGAUCAGGGAGGAUUCUUAAAUAUAUAUAUAUAUAUAAACGUAUAUCGUAAUAGAAUAUCGUCGCAAUGCUGAGACUCUGCAUUCACACACAUUCCUCAGACACGAUGUCGCUGUAUCUACGUUUAAGUGUGAUAAAUGCGGAUAAAACGAUCGACGAAGACGUCGACGGCAAUAAUCGACGACGACGACGACGCUUGCGAGCAAAAACGACGAGGACGGCGAUGACGAAGCGUCCACGACGACAAUAGCAAUAAUCGACGAUGCUUUUCUAGCCGAAUUAAUCUGUAUCGCUAAUAGACAUUAUCGUUCAUGUAGCCGGCUCGUAAUCCUGUGAUGGCGAUCAUUCUUCGUACUUAUCCUCUAUUAUUGUAUUACGAUUACCGAUAUUCUUCUUCUAUCGAUCGCGCGAUCAUCGUUGCUGUUAUUGUUAUUGUUAUUGAGAUUGUUGUUGUUGUUGCUGCUGUUGUUAUCGCUGUUUUCACCGUGCUUAACCCGUCGUUGGUGUUGUCGUCGUGGCGGACGUAGCCAUCGGCACAUCGGCAUCGGCGUAACCGAUACGCUAAUUAAACAAUAAGAUACGACUAUCGCCUACUCAAUGUACAAUAUGUAGUAUUUACCUGUUGUUACCACCAAACCGUCAUCAAAGAUAUAUAAAAUAUUGUAAUUGUAACAUA
This is a messenger RNA of Megachile rotundata (alfalfa leafcutting bee), 8849 nucleotides long. It is a transcript of the gene dtn, whose product is annotated as transmembrane protein 132C dtn. The record is from RefSeq and is a predicted model, not a curated record. NCBI's taxonomy places the organism in Eukaryota, Metazoa, Arthropoda, Insecta, Hymenoptera, Megachilidae.